Messenger RNA from Heterobilharzia americana, 5844 nucleotides. The record is from the annotation of a GenBank genome assembly. NCBI's taxonomy places the organism in Eukaryota, Metazoa, Platyhelminthes, Trematoda, Strigeidida, Schistosomatidae.
AUGGAUGCAAUUUUUACUGAAGAAGAUUCAAUGGCGGAAUUAUGUGCCUAUGCUUUAACUGACAUUAUUCAAUCUGUAGUGAAUGGAUCAGAUGGUUGUCUGAUUUCUUUUGGCACACGUGAUUCAAUUAAAUCAAACUCAAUGUUCGGUGAUGACAAACAAUCUUCUGGUCUUGGCAUUAUCCCCUCAGCUAUAUCAUGGUUAUUUCGAUUAAUUACCGAACAGAAGGAGCGUACAGGUGCACGAUUCUCCGUUCGUAUAUCUGCUGUUGAAGUUUACGGUAAAGAAGAGGCAUUAAGAGAUCUUCUAUCCUCUGUCUCUAAUGCGACAGAUGCAGCUGGAGCGAAUGCACCCGGUAUUUAUCUUCGAGAAGAUCCAAUUUCUGGUACUCAGCUUGAAAAUCAAAGUGAACUCAGGGCACCUACAGCAGAUAAAGCAGCCUUUUACUUAGAUUCAGCAUUGUCUGCUCGCAGUCAGCCUGUGAUAAACAGUGGUUCACCAGCGAAGUCUUCUCCGGUACCAUCAUCCAUGACAUCGACUUCUUCCACUGCUGAAGUUCUAUGGAAAAGAAACUCACAUCUAUUCUUUACAUUACAUAUAUAUCAGUACAGAGUAGAAAGAAGUGGGAUAGGUUCUGGUGUUGCUGGAGGUCGGAGUCGGCUGCAUUUAAUCGAUCUAGGAAAUGCUAAAUUGCCAAAAGAUUCAAAUCCAGAUAUCAGUGCACAUGAUUAUGGUUCAGAACAUAUGGAGAACAAACAACAAUCUAUUUCUUUAUGCGAAUCAGCAUUAUCACUAUCAUCGAUGACAUCUGUUGUACUCGCUUUAAUCAAUGGAAAUAGGCACCAUCCACAUAGAGAUAGUAAACUUUCUCAAAUGUUACACGAAGCAGUUGGCAGCAUUGGAUGUCGCACAUGUAUCCUUAUACAAACAUCACCGAGUGUAGAUUGUUAUCAAGAAAAUCUCCAGCUUCUGCAGUUUGCGGCAAAGAUUCAAAGAGGCCGACGGCACAGAACAUAUGAUCGAACAUUACCAGGAGAUGGUUCUAAUACCACAGAAAUGUGUUCUAAGACUGAUGAACAGAAUACUAGCUCUGAGGACAGCUCAUCAUGUGACAGUUUUGGCUUAAGACGAGCAGGAAGACUACGUUUAAAUAUGGGUCUGCGUCUAGCAAUGAAGCGCUCAAAUGGCUAUAAAGGAUUUUCAACAAAAUAUAGACAUUACGGUCCUGACAGUCAUUUGAGUUUGGCUGCUUCUUCAGAAAAAGAUUAUACAUCUAGCAGUGAACAGUCAUGUGAUACUGUUAUCUAUUUGGGUCGACAAGGUUUACUGGAUCAUCAAUAUGAUCUGGAUGAUAAUCAGAAGGCAAGAUCUCGUUUAGGCAAACCAGUACCUGGUUCAAAUUUGGAUACGGACUCCGAGGCAAGCAGUGGAAGCAAAGUGAAGCAAUUCAGUGGACAACAAUUUCAUGAUUCUCCAGUAGGGUCAUCAGUUGGUGUACUGAGUGGAAGCGGAGGCGGUGAAAGUGGUUCAGGAGGACAUUCAGGCAGUCAUACAAACUCUGGUGACCACUGUUCACCACACGGUGUACAUUCCAAGGAGCGAAAACGGUCUGCUCCUAGAACAAAUGUUUACGCUUGGCCACGUAAUGCAGUGAAAAAUGCAAUUGAGACGCUAAGUACUCAAAAGGAACAGUGGGUUGAUGGACCCAAGUCGGAUUUUCAUCCACCAGUUACAAAUCAUCAGAUAUCCCAAACUACUUCAACGACUGUAUCUAAACCUAGCAUGAUAGACAAAGAAACUCAAGUGGAUGAAAUGACAAGAACUUCAGUGCCAAUAGCAAAUCAGACUCACACAACAUUAAAAGAAGAGUAUCAUCCAACAAUUUUAAGUCAUUUACAGUCACACCAAAAAGUGACUACAAAAGAUGCUUUAGAGGAAAAAGACGAUGAACCAGAUAUUAGUGAUCAAGAAAAACAAAUACGUUUUUCAAAAUCUCCAAGCAUGAAACCUGUCGUGUCAGAUUGUUCUACGCCAUCGUUACUAAAAUCAGUGAAACUCAAUCCAGAUAAUGGAGAUUUACAGCAAGCAGACGCUACACUAAGUAGUCAAUGCUCCACUUGUGUUAUGGUUAGUUCACUUAUGAACCAAAGUAAUUCAACUGUAGAAACUAAUGACAUAACAAACUUAACAUCGACUGGAAGUAAUGUUCACAUUGUUAAGCCCCAACUAACUGAAGCAAGAACUCCAACUCAUAUUCAUGCUGAUGAAGAAAUUAGUCAUCAAAAAAAUUCAGUUUUUCACGUAUCCAGCACAUUACAAAGCAUAAAUCAUCUAACAAAUGUUCACUCCAGUAUUAGACAAACUGCUAAUGAUAAUCCACUGACGAAAUCAUUUAUGACACCUGCUGGUAUUCCAAGUGAUACAAACGCUCCUAUUGCCAGAGUUAAACCAUUUGUUAAGGAUUGGAUUCAGAAGCACAGUACUUUGCCCACGAAUACCAGUGUACAUGGUGACUUGACAAAGAUAAAUGAACAUCGUCACCAAAUCGAGACGACCAAUAAUCAGUCGGAAAGACCAGACAGAAGUGAUUUAUGCAAUGUGACAAGUGCAACACUUAGUAUGGCUCUCGGAGAAAUUGGAAAUGAGACCCAGGCUAUCAGACAUCAUAUGUUUCAUGGUAAAACAGAAGUAAUGAAACAUGAAGAUGAUUCAUGCACCAAUAUAUGCAACUCCAAAUCUCUCAGUUAUCAGUGUGACAGCAAUGCACCAUUUGUCGCACCUUCCUCUAAACAGCUGUCCAUCAAUUCACUUCAAACUUCGUCCAAUUUUGCCAGGAUAGCUGCUUGGGUCAAGUCAGUUUCUGUUGAAACUUGUAACAUUCAAGAAGAUGGUUUAAACAAAUCAAGUGAAGCUGGAAUACUGCUAAGGCGACAUGAUUUCUGUCACAAUAUUUGUACAAAAGAUAAUAUGAGCCAAAAUCAGCAAUGCUACUGUCAGAAACAAUUUGAAAAAGAUGAUAAUUUUCUUGGAGAUAAGCGUUUUCAUCAACAUAUGACCCGUCCUGGUGUACGCACUUAUGAAAAUGUUAUCAUACAAACCCCACAGUGUGUAAGAAAUAAUAAGCUACGUCGAGGUAGAUCUGUUCCACCAAAUUCUAAUCAGCAAAAUGUUACUUCUGAAGUUCAUGACAUUCCGAAUGGAUAUCAGAAAGAAGAAGCAGGCACUAUUUCAGAAAGAACAGUUGCACCACUUCCAACUUCAGUCUCUUCUGGUCCCCUAUACGUGAAGGAAGAAAUAGCCAUCACCAGUAGAAAAAGUGAUAGGGAAACGCCUCCAUCAAGACGUCCAGAUGGAUCCUCCAACCCACACUUACAUAAGGAAACACAUAUUACUUCCGAACUACACGAAGCUGUUAAAUCAGAUAAUAAAGUUCAGUAUACUCGUGAUAUAUUCAGCGAAAAGCCGUUGCCUCAACCAACUGGAUUUUGGGCUUCAGCAAAAAAAUCUCAUCUUCGAAUGAAUACGAAAGCCUAUCCUGCAGAUGCUCCUGCUUUAUCACCAGUAACAUCUCCUUUAAAAAGAACAUGCUUUUCCCCAGAGGCAAAGAAAAAAUCAAACAAGUCUCAUCAUGAUACGGAACCACAUUUGUUGGUUUGUACAUCGCCAAAAUCCUCCAAAUGUCAUAGGUCGCACAGCUUCUGUUCCUCAACAGAAAGUGAGCAGUCAAUAUGCAGAAAUGAUCAGCUUACAGAUAGCAGAAAAGUGCAGAAACCUUUGAACUCAACUGAUUAUCUACAAAAUGAUGAAAGUAAUGGUACAAAAUCAAAUAUAUUACAAAGUGUAAUUGGUAAAAAGCCUCUUAAAGAAAUUCGUACUAAGACAGGUAAGGGACGCUUGAGUUUCCUGACAAGCCCACUUUUUGGAAAACGUAAAGAAAAAGAACCAAAACAAUCCGAGAUAAUAGGAAGCACUAACGAAAAAGCCAAGACAUCUCAAAUUUCACAAACUGUUCAAGAUCCACAACAUCUUAGUCACUCAUCAGCGAAAAGUGGUGAUUCACGCCGUAGAACACAAGGUAAAGAUUCCGGUAUAUGUCAUCAGAAAAAGCAUCUUGCCUCUCAGUUUGAUACAGUAGAGUCUCAAACUCGUGUAGGAUGUAUUCGCAGAGAUAAAUCAGCUUCUAAGCACAUAUCACUAGAGAAGCAACAGAGUGAAGAUAAAAAUACAUUUCCCCUAAAUGCACAUGUUAGCAAUAUUCCAGUUUCCUUCAAGCCAGCAACAACCGUCAAGAAUUCUUCAAUGCAAUCAAGUAGCGGUCACGGUAGUGAAUGCAGCAGUAGUUUGCUGACUGAGAAGAGUAAUGCUUGGCAUUCGAAAGCAGAGCCUAACACUUCAUUACGUUGUAGGUGCAAAAGGCAUCACCAUCAUCAUACACACCAGCAUCACCACCAUUCAGGAAGUGGACAAAAGUGUCAUCGUUGCAUUCAGUCCUCACACAACUGUUGGCAGGACCACCGUAAUGACAGAAAGUGUGAUAGUAUUAGUGAGACUAGAAGGUCCGCUGAUGGCAAACGAAGUUCGGAAAGUGGAGCUUCGGUUACUGGACAUAUAAAAGGUACCAGCAAAGAAACAGUUGAAUUUGACAAACGCUGUGCUGAUGGAAAAAUUCUGGUUGAUUCGUUUGAAGUUAGAAAAUUGUCAGUUGGUAUUUCAUGUUCACAUAUCUCUAGUUCUGGUCCUCGCCGUGGUGGUGGUCAUGCAAGUAGUGGCUAUGAGAGUAUUGUUCGUGAUAGUGAAGCUUCUUCCCAUGCUGAUUCAACUAGUGGAAGUUCUGCAGGCGGCACAGGUGUUGUUCCUGCAGAUAUUAAAGAAGAUAAAAUUCCUCCCCCCCAAAAACAGUGCAGUACACAAGGAUAUUGUGAACACUGUCACAGGAUUAAUCACACAAAUUCACUAGUGAAUGAUAGAAUAGUGGAAUCAAAGCAAGUAAUAAAUAAUCCUAAUGUCAGAAGUUAUUCUAGCCAUGAACAAGAAGAUAAUGAACAAUCUCCACAGAACAAUAUUCAAAUGGUUCAAUCAAAUCUUCAAACUGUACAGAAACUAAAUACUUCUAAAAUUGAUCCAAAUGUAAAUAAUCAUGAACCUCCAUGUCAAACCUUUCAACAAGCUCCGUUGAAAUCUCCGACAAAAUAUCCUAUACAACAAUACUCAACGAAUUCAAAAUCAAGUGCAACAUCAAAAACAGUUACUUCUCAGUCCCUUUCUUCAUCGUCUUCUACCUCACACAGAAGUCGAUCAGCCCCACCAUGUUCAGAAGAUACAUCUGAAGAAACAACCAGCAGUCCAGUCAGUGUAAGAUACGUUUCAAAUAACCAAAAUGAGAAUAUUUCAUCUCAGCUGUCGACGAAUAUGAAAAAUUCUAUCCCAGAAAAUUCUUCGAGUGUAUCCUGUGUUCUUCCACUGUAUUCUGAAGAAGUCCAGGAAAUGGAACGUCAAAUACGCUAUGAAAAGACCUAUGAUCUACUUGCACAACAAGAUAUGCUGAAAAUGGAAUUGAUGACAGCUAAAGAUCGUCUUCUCAUUGAUCCUUCUACUUGGAGUUUCGAUUUAUACGUUGCUGAACAAAUGGAUCCUGAUGAUCCCAGUUUCUUAGAGGCAUUGGAAAAAGAAACUGAGAUCUUGCGUAAACGUGUUGAUGCCUGCAAAUCGCAUAUAAUGCUCAUUACAUGCUUUGAUUCCCAGUUAAAAUCUGGGCAAAUAACCAACACAAUAAACAAUUCCCGAUCUAUUCAGGUUAUGAAUGCAAGUUAUACGAAUACAGAGAUGAAUCUAACGAGUAUAUAG